AUGGGCUGUGGUUUCCAGGCUGCUGCCUCUGUGAUGGGUAUCAACAGCACCUCUUGUUUUAGAUCUGCCAUGUCGGAAGGAGUUGAUGCCCAGCCAGUGGCUCUCGGGGCUUCCCGUGUGGAGCUCCGCGUCUCCUGUUGGAGCCUCUCAGAGCGGGAAGAAUCCAUCAAGCCAGACCCGUGUCUGGUGCUGCAACUGCUCAGUGACGGACAGUGGAACGAGGUGGGGCGCUCUGAGGUCCUCCGUGGGUCCCAGAACCCCGUCUUCGCUCAUGUCUUUGCGCUGGACUAUUUCUUCGAGGAGAUGCAGAACUUGAGAUUUGAAGUCUUCGAUGCCGAUGGAGAGAGCGCCGAGGAUGUGGGGCCUGAAACUGGCAUCCCCCUUGGGGUGGUUGAGUGCACCUUAGGCCAGAUUGUCUCCCAUACCAAGGUCACCAAGCCGCUACUGCUGACAAGUGGGGAGACUGUGGAGAACUCAACCAUCACGAUCGAAGCGGAGGAGGUGUCCAGAACCAACGAGUUUGUACAACUGGAAUUUCAUGGGCAAGAGCUGGACGAUAAGGAUUUCUUCAGCAAAUCUGAUCCAUUCCUGGAGAUCUAUAAGGUCAACAGCAAUGAGACGGAGCACUUGGUUUGGAAGACAGAGGUGGUGAAGAACAACCUGAGCCCCCGAUGGGAACCCUUCCGCGUCUCCCUGCAGUCCUUGUGCAGCUGUGACCCGGACAAGACCAUCCGUUGUGUCAUCUAUGAUCACGACUCCAGCGGAAAGCAUGACUACAUUGGCGAGUUCAGCACCACUUUCCAGGAGAUGCUACAAGCUUCCUCCGGAGAUGAGGUGAAAUGGGAUUGCAUUAACCACAAAUACCAAGAGAAGAAAAAGCAUUACAAGAACUCCGGCUACAUCGUUCUUACUCAGUGUAAGAUGGAGAAAGUCCACACUUUCCUGGAUUACAUCAUGGGCGGCUUACAAAUCUCCUUCACGGUGGCCAUUGACUUCACAGCCUCCAACGGAGACCCCCGGAGCGAGCACUCCCUUCACUUCAUCAACCCCAAGGAGCCCAACGAAUACCUGAAGACCUUGUCCUCCGUGGGCGAGAUCUGCCAGGACUAUGACAGUGACAAGCAGUUUCCGGCCUUUGGGUUUGGUGCACGGAUUCCUCCAGACUUUGAGGUGUCUCAUGAUUUCGCUAUCAACUUCGACCCAGAGAACGCAGAAUGUGAAAGGAUCUCUGGCGUGAUUGAGGCGUACAAGCGCUGCCUGCCCCAGAUCCAGCUCUAUGGGCCAACCAACGUUGCACCCAUCAUCAACAAGGUGGCGGCUCCUGCAGCUGAGGAAGAGAAAACAGGGCUGCCGACGAAGUACCGUGUGCUGCUCAUCCUCACGGACGGCGUGGUGAGCGACAUGCCAGAGGCGUGUGAUGCCGUGGUCCGGGCCUCCCGCCUGCCGCUCUCCAUCAUCAUUGUGGGCAUUGGGAAUGCUGACUUCUCCGACAUGCGGGAGCUCAAUGGGGACCGCGGGAUGCUGGAGUCCGAGGAGGGCAGGGCUGUCCGCGACAUCGUCCAGUUUGUGCCCGUCCGUGAGUUCAAGAAGGCUCCCACCAAUGCCCUGGCCAAGUACGUUCUGGCUGAAGUCCCCAAGCAAGUGGUGGAGUACUACGGCAGCAAAGGCAUCGCCCCUGGGACGCAGCGGUCCCCCUCCCCACAGCCCCAGUGAGACCCACAUGCACUUUCCCCCAGGGGCAUGGUCUGUCCAGCACCUUAAUGUGCCUGUUUCUCUUUCCCCACACCUCUGUCUUCCAGCCCUCAGUCUUUUAGGAACCCCCCCUCCCCUCCCCUCUGCCUCUUCUGGUGGGGAAGAGCGAGAAAAAGAGAGAGUGAGCACUUCGCCUCAGGCCUUCACCCAUGACUCAGGAUGGCAGCUGGAACCACACUCCAUCCAGAUGUUCCUAGCUGUUCCCCAUCUUCCUCCCCUCCCGCACAGAUCCUCACCCCAGAUCAGCCUGCAGCAGUGGCUCCUGUCUC
Rhineura floridana is the source of this 2021-nucleotide messenger RNA. It is a transcript of the gene CPNE6, whose product is annotated as copine 6. Gene Ontology annotation, cellular component: plasma membrane. Gene Ontology annotation, molecular function: calcium-dependent phospholipid binding. The record is from RefSeq and is a predicted model, not a curated record. The transcript has 17 exons. Gene Ontology annotation, biological process: cellular response to calcium ion. The coding region runs from base 1 to 1713 and encodes 570 amino acids. NCBI's taxonomy places the organism in Eukaryota, Metazoa, Chordata, Lepidosauria, Squamata, Rhineuridae.